This is a messenger RNA of Neoarius graeffei (lesser salmon catfish), 1110 nucleotides long. RefSeq lists its product as uncharacterized. The transcript is spliced from 2 exons. NCBI's taxonomy places the organism in Eukaryota, Metazoa, Chordata, Actinopteri, Siluriformes, Ariidae. The record is from RefSeq and is a predicted model, not a curated record. Gene Ontology annotation, molecular function: nucleic acid binding. Bases 5 to 685 code for a protein of 226 amino acids.
UAACAUGGUGAUAGCAAAUAAUGCCAUAACACUGACACAGAUCCGGGAUGCAGUCCUCCAAAACAAUGGCGUCUUCCAAAACAUCAACUCCAUCAGCAUAUCAACAAUAGACCGGGUUCUGAAGAAGAACCUAAUCACCAUGAAACAGAUAUACAGAGUACCAUUUGAUAGGAACACUGCCAGAGUAAAAGAGCUGUGGUACCAGUAUGUGCAGAGAAUCCUGGCACUGGAGGGGAGUGAAACACCACACAUCCUAGUGUUUGUUGAUGAGGCAGGCUUCAACCUGGCCAAGGGCCGCAGGCGUGGCCGAAACAUCAUUGGCCAGCGGGCCACAGUGGAUGUCCCAGGCCAGCGGGGGGGAAAUAUAACCAUGUGCGCGGCUAUUUCAGAAAAUGGUGUGGCCACCCACACUGCAAGCUUGGGCCCGUAUAACACAGAGAAACUCCUCCGUUUCCUGGACCAACUAUAUGUAUAUUUGGUCCCAGAAAAUGAGAGGGGUCUCGAAGGGCCCCACCUACCCCAGUUUGUCAUUGUAUGGGACAAUGUUAAUUUCCACCGUGGUCCACGCAUCCGGGCAUGGUUCAACAUGCAUCCAAGAAUGCAUAAUGUCUUGUUACCACCAUAUUCUCCAUUCCUGAAUCCUAUCGAGGAGUUUUUUCUCUGCUUGGAGAUGGAGAGUAUAUGAACACCAUGCUGAAAACCAGAGGUCUCUCCUCAAUGCUAUGGAUGCUGCCUGUGAGGAUAUAACAGGUGAUCAGUGUAGAGGAUGGCUCAGGCAUUCACGACGCUUCUUCCCACGCUGCAUCUCAAGAGAAAACAUCAGAUGUGAUGUUGAUGAGAAUCUGUGGCCGAACAGAGCACAGAGAAUGGAUGGCCAGGAAGAUGAGGAUGGUGACCAGGCGAGAGAGGGGAGUGACCGCGACUAAACAAAAUGUCUUCAUUUGUGACUCUUUAUUUACAGUAUUCAUUUUUUGUUUGUUUUUGUGGGUUUUUGUAUUUUGUGUACACAGUAUACACAGCGUAUACAUUUUCCUUUUUAUUGUUCCCUACCUACAGUAAUGUGUACAAUUCACGUUAGCUGAGAAUAAAAAUGAAAAUUCCUCGGCAGAA